Molecule: messenger RNA, 4173 nt
Organism: Porites lobata
Lineage: Eukaryota; Metazoa; Cnidaria; Anthozoa; Scleractinia; Poritidae
Source: the annotation of a GenBank genome assembly
GAUAUUGGUCUUGUGCAACCUGCAGGCAAUCUAAACCUCCUGCUAGCUGCUGCAGUCGCAGGAGUUCAGACCGAUGAUGACGAUGAUGAUAGCAGUAGUGACGAUGAGGGUGAUCGAGAGUGUCUGACACUUGAUAAAGCCAUGGAGCUCUGGAUGAAACACAAGACACAACAAAACGGUAAGAUUACUCACUUUAUAAUUUGAUACAAAGCCUGGAUAUAUUAACACUGGCCUCCAUCAGAAAAAAUGGCCACAUAACUUAAGAAAGAUGGACACACAGUGACAUGGCUGUUGUAACUGCUUAGACUUUCAACCUGUAAACUGAAAGGUCAGUAGUCUGGAGGGGCGCUGUUGCAUAAGCUUCUGUGUUGCUUCUUUCACCCUUCUGUAGAAAUGUAUACUCUUAAGCGUCCCUUUUUGGUGAAGUUAAGAACAAAAUCUUUUGUGACAAAAUGCCUUUUUUCACUCGAAAACUAAAAUAAAAGCCAGUUCAGAAAUUGUCCCCCCAACGAGAUUUUGCUCAGGCACUUCAUUACUGUAACAGUUUCUUUUCCUUUUUUCCCACUUUUUUCAACUAAUUUCCCCUUCUUUUUAGUGGCUAUCUAUGGUAGAAUCAUAUGGCUAUCAGUGUUCAGUGUGUGUCUCUCAAAAUAGCGAUAACAAAGAACUUCUCAGAAUUAUUUUCACAGCAAAUUGAAUUCAAUUCUUUUCCCGGGGAAGGGGGAGACGAGGCCGGCCCCAUCUUGGCCUUACUUUACUCUCUUUCCACUCACCUGUUGCAGUCGAAAAACGCAAAGUGAGAGUUGUUUCAAUGUGAAGUUGCGAUCCAUGUUCUUAUUUCAGUAACCUGCUAUUUUCUUAGAGAGUAAGUUGUCCAAUGAAGACCAAGCAGAAAUUGAAAGCGACGGUGACGAGUCCAGCGCGGAAUAUGAUUUUCUUGAAAGACAAACCCACGAGUUUUUUCACGACCUCAAAAAAUACGAUAUGACGACAUGGGAGAUGGAAUCAGUGUACAAGCUCAUCUCAAGUCUCACUGAUCUUCACAUUAUAGAGUUUGAUGAUUUCAACAUCACAUUAAGCAUGAUCUUUGGAGAAACUAUUCGGCACUGGCGUCCCGAGCCAAGCCUCACUGCAGAGCUGUUUUUGAGGUAUCUGCAACUGAUCUAAGAAUCCCUGAAACCCCUAAUAUCAAAUGACAUAUUCUCCCUACCGCUCUCCAUACAUUUCCUGUGGUACUUAUGAGAAGAAUUUGUUUAACAGUCAAGAGCUUCUUGUUUCGUCAUCAUGAAAGAAAGACCGCCCUUAUACCUUAUGGAACUUAACAAUAGCGAAGAAAUUACUUGUAAAUGAUAAGUCCGAUGGAGCUUUAACUUGCGUUAAGUUUGCGAACAAAUCAUAUGCCAGUAGUAAAACCAAACCGAUUAAAGUGCCAACCUUUAUGAAAAUCCAGUUGCUGGAUGAGAAACUGCUCUCCUGGGUAUAAAGUUUCAGUCACAAACGACACUGCGCGUUCUUUUAACUCAAAUUCUAUGUGGAAAGGAGGAAUAACUAACGGUAAAGGCAAUAGAGGAUAAUGGUCUUCAAACCGUUCAGCUGAUAAAGUUUACAUAGUUGUAUCCAUCAUCUGAACACAAUUUUAACAUCGUUGUGAGAAAUAUCUCUAUAUUUAUCUUAUGAAAACGUAUUUUUUUGUUGCUGUUUUAGAAUCUCUGAGAAAGAUGACGCGGACCUUUCAAGCUUGAUUCUAACCCUCUGCAAUGCUCCAUCGAAAGUCAAAUUCCUUGAGAGUCACGUGGCUUCCAUUCUAACAGCCGCACAAAGGAAAUUCCCAAAAGAGUGGACUCCAGAAGCCAUAGGAAAGCUCCUACAGGGUGUAGAAGAUAAUGGGUUCAAUAUCGACGCCACUGAGGUGUUCCACCGUAUGGGCAAGGAACUUGAUGACCCAGAAACCCUCGGGAAACUAGUGAGGAAUUACCUUUUGGUAAACGCAGAGAAGGACUCGUUCAGCUGCAGAUGUAAGACGGCUGAAUGCGAGUGCCCCGCUUAUGUGGAUGAAGGAAUUGCUUUUAUUGUGUUUGCUGGAUUGGAGAGGAAGAUGAACUGGAAUGAAGAAAGCAAACUAAAGUUUUUCAGAAUCGCUACUGAUACAUUAUGGGCACCUGAUGUUUUAACUGAACUGGGUAAUUUUUGUGUGUGCCUCCCUUUGUUUGUACAAAAGUGUCUAAACCGUAAGGUGGCUCGAUAGGGUUUUUCAGGGGCAAUAUCUCCCAAGUUUGUGCAUUAAGUACGUCGCCAUCAACAACGAUUUGGAGAAAUUAACACUACAACUGUAUCAGAUAGAGAUGAAAAUUCGUUAUGAUCAAUGUAACAAAAGUGUCUAAACCGUAAGGUGGCUCGAUAGGGUUUUUCAGGGGCAAUAUCUCCCAAGUUUGAGCAUUAACUACGUCGCCAUCAACAAAGAUUUGGAGAAAUGAACACCACAACUGUAUCAGAUAGAGAUGAAAAUUCGUUAUGAUCAAUGUGACGUCGGAGUUGUCAUGGAAACGAAAUGAAAACCGCUUGAUAGAUUUUUUUUUUUAAUUUAAGAUUCUAGAGAUCGCUUGAGAUUGCCAACAAUGCAUUGUACAAUGAUGUUAGCUUUUUGUUAUCCACGAAAAAAAUGAAAUACCUCGGUGGCGAAUUUAGUGGGGCCCGUUUCUCCAAACGCCCGUUAACUUUUCGGGUCCGGAAGCAAUUUUUCAGAAAUCAAAACCUGUUAAAUAGUUCACAAGCCGGUUAAUUUUGCCUCGUUAAUUGAAACCUUGUUUCAUUUUUAAAUGACUAUUGAAAAGUUAUCGGUUUGUCGGAAUUUUAGAAAAACGGGCCAAGAACUUUUGAAGACCACAGCUGUACAUACAUAACUCGUUUGUCAUUUGAUUUACACAAUAGGUGAGCUUUUUAACAUCAAAGAUCCCCUGAAAGUCUGUCAUCCCAGAGUCGACAAACGCCUGAACUGCAACGCUAAAGAAUUUGUUAUAUCUGAAGACCAAACUGCUGGCGAUAAAGUGCACAUGAAACCCAACAACAACAACAGCAGGAAGUGUAAAGGAGUGAGAUGCUCAAAUCAACCUAAAAGAGGCUGUGAUUUCGACAUGUGCGGACGCUGCUGUAAGAAGAUUUCAGAGCCGUGUUCCGUUCAUGAGGAUUUCAGCGUAUUUGAACCGCCGGUUUUUCAUAGAAAUUACAGCUUGAUGAAGAUCGAACCCAAAAGAUUUUUCAGGUUUGUUUUAGAAUCUUUUUACAGCAAUUGUCACACCACCACUUUACUAAACUUGGGCGUAUUUACUAAAACCAAACCCUCCAGAUUAUCAUAAUACAGGAUCUCAUCCAUCCAUCUCACCUCAUUUUUUUACUUAUUAAUAAUUGACCAUAAAAAGUAAAAGUUUUAUUAUUAUUAUUAUUAUUAUUAUUAUUAUUAUUAUUAUUAUUAUUAUUAUUAUUAUUAUUAUUAUUAUUAUUAUUAUUAUUAUUAUUAUUAUCAUUUUUUUAUUCUUCAUUUUGAACAAAUUAACCAACUCGAAGUUAUUAAUUUAAUUCCUGGGUUUAAAACAUAUAUCUUCCUUUUACAGCUCCAGAGCCGAUUUGGAUAACAUCUUAAGUCUGCCCACGCCCUUCAAAAGCGUAACAUUUGGUUCAGAUUUCUCAGUACGCGAUGAUGACGUCAUCAAAGCGGUUGACCUAUGCAAGGGCAUUCUGGUAGUCCUUGAACUCGGUUCUUCAAACACAGGAGCUGGCGUGUGGCUGUCAGAUACGGCCGUCCACCACAUUGCUGACAACUGUCCUAACCUGCGUAAACUCCGUUUGGAGUCAGUCACUGGAGUGACAGACGCCGCCGUGAGUGACGUCAUGAUGAAGUGCCCGCUGCUGGAAGAACUUGAGGUCAGCGGCCAUGAUCGUAGCUCCGGAUCUCUGACCGAUGAAUGUAUUAAGCGCUUGUUUGAUUUGAGUGUGUUACCCAAGCUGAAGGGUUUGAUCAUUACUGAUCAACUACGCGUGCGUCAUGAUGUCGUGUACCGUCUGCGCAGGCGUAGACCUAAUUUGAAGAUAAUCGCGGGUGAGACGGAUAGCGAUAGUUUUGCGCACUCGAUGGUGCUAUCCAUGUGUGGAUUGGAUUAUGGUGAUGGACUGUACUAG